AUGAUGAUUCAUUGUUUUAGAUUUGAACUUGUUGGUGUAGGCGAUGUGUUGCUUCAUUGUGUAGUGGAUGCGAUUUUGGGAGCACUAGGGCUUCCUGAUAUAGGUCAGAUCUUCCCUGAUUCUGAUCCUAAAUGGAAAGGAGCUGCUUCAUCUGUCUUCAUCAAAGAAGCUGUGAGACUCAUGGAUGAGGCAGGUUACGAAAUUGGAAACCUAGACGCGACAUUGAUUCUACAGAGACCAAAGAUAAGUCCGCACAAGGAGACAAUCCGUACCAAUCUGUCCAAGCUACUUGGAGCUGAUCCUUCUGUUGUAAACCUCAAAGCCAAAACCCACGAGAAAGUUGAUAGCCUCGGAGAAAACAGAAGCAUUGCAGCUCACACUGUCAUUCUCCUCAUGAAGAAAUAGAAGUAAAAAAUUAGCUCUGUAUCAUAAGUCUCAUCUUGUAAGAAAAAAACAAACUUUUGAUUGUAAAUUUACACUUAAAAGAGUAUCACCCUUUAGAGGCUUAUUAAUCAUGUCCUAGAAGCAAAGAUAGUCUUUAUCAUAUUUCGAUGAUGAUGAUUCAUUGUGACUCCUAGUUGUUUUGGUCAAGUUUGAAUAAAACUGGAAACUGUGUCUUUGACUGCAA
This is a messenger RNA of Camelina sativa (false flax), 628 nucleotides long. NCBI's taxonomy places the organism in Eukaryota, Viridiplantae, Streptophyta, Magnoliopsida, Brassicales, Brassicaceae. The record is from RefSeq and is a predicted model, not a curated record.